Molecule: messenger RNA, 810 nt
Organism: Prosopis cineraria
Lineage: Eukaryota; Viridiplantae; Streptophyta; Magnoliopsida; Fabales; Fabaceae
Product: transcription factor HY5-like
Exons: 4
Coding region: 87-593 (168 amino acids)
Biological process (GO): positive regulation of transcription by RNA polymerase II; red or far-red light signaling pathway; regulation of photomorphogenesis
Cellular component (GO): nucleus
Molecular function (GO): DNA-binding transcription factor activity, RNA polymerase II-specific
Source: RefSeq, a predicted model, not a curated record
AGCAAUCGUCAAGUACUUUUUCUUUUUGCUGAAAUCCACUCGGUCAUUCCUGUUUCGUUCUGGCUUUGUCGUCUCGUGGGGGCAAAAUGCAGGAGCAAGCUACAAGUUCUAUUGCCGCAAGCUCUCUGCCUUCGAGCAGCGAAAAAUCAUCCAGUUCAGCUCUCCAACUGGAAGUAAAAGAAGGGAUUGAGAGUGACGAGGAGAUCAGAAGGGUGCCGGAGAUCGGCGUUGAGACCGCCGGACCGUCCGCCUCUCGCCCAGACUCCGGUUCAGGUGCUGCUACAGACCGGGCUCAAGGGACAGUGGAGGGUCAAAGGAAGAGAGGGAGAAACUCAGCUGACAAAGAAAGCAAGCGGCUAAAGAGGCUACUGAGGAACAGAGUUUCAGCGCAGCAAGCUAGGGAGAGGAAGAAGGCAUAUUUGAUUGACUUGGAAACUAAGGUUAAAGACUUGGAGAAGAAGAAUUCAGAGCUUGAAGAGAGGCUGUCCACCUUACAGAACGAGAAUCAGAUGCUAAGACAUAUACUGAAGAACACAACGGCAAGCAGGAGAGGAGGCACUGGUGCUGGAGCCAUUGCUGAAGGAACUAUGUGAGAUACAAUAUACUAUUUAGAGGAACUUAUAGAAAGGAAGAUAGAGGAAGAGAUAGGAAACUUGAAAGGCAAAAAAAAUAUAAGUGAAAAAGCAGCUGAAAGAACUAGGUGUGCGUUGGAAUGUCGUGAUCCUUGAUUGUUUACAGUCUGAUCUCUGAUGGGAGUUUCAUCGUAUACGUUUCAAUUUCUCAACCACUUCUUUCGCCUUUGCAAAUUCA